GGUAGAGCGGCACCAGAGGGGCGGGCGCCUUCAGGCGCGGGAGAGGCGGGAGUGGCGGGCUCAAGUGGGGAUUGUAACCGUCGCCCGCCCGCCUACUCACCCACCCGCCUGUUUGCCCACGGCGUCUUCGCUCGACACCCACCAAGAAGCAAAAGGACAUCGGUUCCGUCUGGUGGAUGCCAAAAUGCAGCUGCAUAAGCAAGAUGUGGUGAGCUGUUUCUGACAGAGUGAAGUCACAAAGAAAGAGCUAGCAGCAGCUGUCUGGGAGCCCUCAGCCUUCCCUGGCUUCCAGGGUGUUUUCCACUUCCUAGGAGCAGCAAUGGAAAAGCCUGCAGGCAGGAAAAAGAAGACCCAGGCCCCAAAGGAGGAAGCAGGGGUGCCAAAGGCCACUGUCAAAGGAGAGAAAGCAUCCAAGGCAAAAAAGCCAACCAAGAGGUCAGCGAGGCCCCGGAAGCCCCGCAAACAGCCUGUCCUGAGUCCCGAAGAUGAGGCGCAUAUCUUUGAUGCCUUUGAUGCCUCAUUUAAAGAUGACUUUGAGGGCGUCCCCGUGUUUAUUCCUUUUCAGAGGAAGAAACCCUACGAGUGUGGUGAAUGCGGACGAAUCUUCAAACACAAGACAGACCACAUCCGCCACCAGAGAGUUCACACUGGAGAGAAGCCCUUUAAGUGUGAUCAGUGUGGGAAGACCUUCAGGCACAGCUCAGACGUCACCAAACAUCUGAGAAUCCAUACUGGUGAGAAGCCCUUUAAAUGUGGGGAGUGUGGGAAGGCCUUCAACUGUGGCUCCAAUCUUCUGAAGCACCAGAAAACGCACACUGGAGAGAAGCCUUACGGCUGCGAGGAAUGUGGAAAAACCUUCGCCUACAGCUCCUGCCUCAUCCGGCAUCGGAAACGUCAUCUGAGGAAGAAGCACUGAGAGGGGCAGCCUGCAACUAUGGAUCUUUGUCAAACGUCAGAUGUUGGUCUAGGUUUCUCAUGCAGUAUGCUACUGAUGGCUUGUUUGGCUGCCGUGUCUCUGACAUCAGAAGGAAAUUUCACCUAUCAGACGUGAGAACCCACAGAGGCUUUCUGCCCUGUGAGUCUACACUUGGUGGUAACACGGUGCUCCCUGGGGGCUUACUGCAGCUCCAGCCAUUUUCCAGACUACUUCAUCCUACUCAGGGGCAUCUUUGGGACAGCGUUGGGUCACCAAGAACUUAUAGCUAAAGUGACACCCUGCUAGGCUAGGGCCACUGCCUCCCUCUGGCCUCUGCUGGCUCCAUCCACUACACAUCUGUCAGUUCACUUGAAGGCGCCUGGCUCUGGAUGCCCGGCCCAUGCAGUCUGCUGGGGGCAAGGGACUCUAAGGUGGAUGGAUGGCAGGCAGCACUCUGACAAGCUCUGAGGACCCAGGUCCCCUUGGACUAUACUAGAGUUUGCUCAUCUCUGGGCAGCUGACUGAAGUGGUCCUGAAAUUGCUCUCUUCUGGCUGAGCCAAUAGUCUCUGAGCUCAGCCCCAGUGCCUGAACCUGUACUGCACUGUGUACCCUUGUCCCAGCCACUGUCAUAGACAAGGAGCCUGGAUCCACCCAGAGUGGCUGCAGUGGACCCCUGCACCCUACCAUGGUGGCAGAGUGUGUAGAUUAGGUCUUGUGGCUUCUCACCACUGUACCCUCUGAAACAAGUGACCCGGCCCCAUGGCAGCCUGCCAUUUAGAUCAGUUCCACGUCCUGCCUGUCACCAGGACAAGGUGAUAUGGUUGUGCCUGCCCUCUGUCCCAGGUGCUUUAUGAGGUCUGUGUUCUGAGGACAGCAAAGUGACUGCUGACCAGAAGGAUGCAUAGGACAGGGCCCAGACACAGAAUGCCAUGUAGUCACAUAUUCGCCUCAGGUUGGCCCCGGAAGACACCUGCAGCAGUGUCUAGGUGGCAGAGUCCAGUCAUCCCUCCAGCAGACAGGCUGCUAGUACAGAUCUCCCCGGCAAGGAACUUAGAGAAGUCAAGAGAGUCAGUGUCUACCUCCACCACAGGGCACUGCAGAUGCCCGCUGGGGUCAUGCACCAGGGAGGCUGUCAUCACAGAAUCCACUGGCAACUGGAAAUCUGUAGAAAGAUGAGCUCAGGGAGGCCUUUUGGAUGCCAUGGGGUGACUCCAGGACAUUUGGACUUGUUCCCACCCUGAAGUUAAGAUGGCCACAUCACAUCAUUCAUGAGCGACCAUUAGCUCUGGCCCACUGUCAACCGGCUGGAGAAUCCCCGGCACCAGCUCUUUCUUUCGGUGAAAUGCUCUGAACAGCCACCUGGGUCAGACUAAAUGUUCAGAACCUUCUAGAUGUCCUGAGCUGUGUCCUGGGCAAUGACGAGCACUCCAGCAAUGUAUUGGUAUUCUAAUUGCAGAAGCAUACUCAACUGCAGCCAGAAACUUCUGAGACGUGCAAGGCUGCCACACGCGAUGGGCCUUGUCCUGCAGGAAGGCUCUGACAGCACGGCUGCUGCUCAGCCUCACUUGGAGCAGAAGCACUGCCAGGGCCUGACAACAAGCAACCAAGAGCUCUGAGCUCCACUGGCAUCCAUUCCUUUAGUCUCCUCCCAACCAGGUGAGAAAUCAGGAGCCACUCUAGGGAGAGUCAGAAGUAGCCCUGGACUGGGCCAGGACCAUUGGUCAGCCUUGACUCUAGCUGGCAACUUCAGCUCCUGGAAGUCUGUAGUUCCAGGGCACACUUGGGCUCCACUCCUUCAUCUUUGGAUCUAUUCCAGUUUGCCAUCAAGACACAAGCAUUUCCUGUGCCAAUGAGUUAGGACACCAAGAUGCCCUGAAGAGGAGGAAGAAAGACUGUGUGCCCUGACUCAAGGGACAGAUGCGCUGUGGCUUCUAGGGAAGAUGCGGGGCGAGGGUCACCUCUGGUGUGGACCCCCGGCACAGUGCAGACAAGGAGACUAGCCUGUGUGCCAUAUUUCCCCUUAGGCCACGAGACGGCUCUUCCUGCCAGCCUACCCUUCCGAACAUUGUGCCUGUGGAGUUGAAUGUUUGCCUUUUCCUGGUUCCUUCUCAAGGAAGACAGUAGAUUGCCCUCUCCUGACUCAAAUCCCCUGGGACUGAUGCUUUCAUGGGGCAGCUCCCAGCCAACACCUAGGUGAGGCAUUGCUCUGCAGCUGGGCCUGCAGUCAUUUGGCUCUGGACCUUCUGAGGGUUCUUGGCACCCGUGAACUGUUAGCACCCAGCUGGCCUGUCCACACCUCACCUUGGCCACAUGCUGGAGCCUCAUCUUCUAUCUGGCUGGUGCAGAGACACCUGUGUGUCCUCAUGCCCCAUACACUCCUUGCAGGGUAUAUCCCGCCCUGCUGUGCUAAACUGCAGUGAGUGGUGAAUCCUUUUUGAGGGCUGCAGCUGCAGCCCGUUGUGUUGUAGCAGAUGCUCUUCCCAGUCUGGUGUUUGUGUCGCAGUUGUUAACUCUUCCUUUCAUGUAAACCAUCCUUGGUGCUGUGUCAGUGUUGUGCACAUUGGACUAGACGUUUUGUUUUGCUGUGCACUCGGUGGCCUCCUUCGUGCGUGACCCCUCUGCUCCAUGGACACCUGCACUGAUCUCCACAUUGCCUUGCAGGAGCUGCCAUGGUUUUGUGAGCAGAUGCUGUUGCUGCUGCUACUGGAUGUCUAUUUUCUCAUAAAAGUAAAUGUGUUUCCAACCUG
Myodes glareolus (Bank vole) is the source of this 3664-nucleotide messenger RNA. It is a transcript of the gene Zfp41, whose product is annotated as ZFP41 zinc finger protein. The record is from RefSeq and is a predicted model, not a curated record. Gene Ontology annotation, biological process: regulation of transcription by RNA polymerase II. Lineage: Eukaryota; Metazoa; Chordata; Mammalia; Rodentia; Cricetidae. Gene Ontology annotation, molecular function: RNA polymerase II cis-regulatory region sequence-specific DNA binding; DNA-binding transcription factor activity, RNA polymerase II-specific.